AUGCCCGCCGCGCUACCCUCGGCGCGUAGGGCGUGCCAGGCGCAGCCGACGCAGUCGCAGCGCGCAGCUGCGACCUCCGCGUGGCGUGCGGGCGCCCCGGGGCGUGCGCUGUCUGCGCCCGUGCGGUUGCAGCGCGUGGGGCGCUGCAGCGCGCGGAGGAAGUGGCGCUGUGGAACCACGGCGCGGGAGACGGCCACGGAGACCGAGGCUGGGCCGCAGGCGUGGAGCGUCAGCAGCGUUCGCUCCGGGGACGAGGCGGUGCCCUGGGAGCGCGUGCGGGGCUGCGCCGAGUGCGUGUCCGACGCCGCGUUCCUCGAAUGGACCGGAUACGACCAGGGCCCGCCGGAAUCGGGCUCGGUCUUGCAGCAGCUCGCCUUCACGGCCAAGUUGACGGCCAUCCUGGCGGCAGGUCUCGUGAAACGGAGCCCACAUGACCACACGAGCGUCGUUCUCGCCACCGUGGACGAAGCGUCCGCGGCCGCCGCGGACGCGAAGCGGGGCGGCGUCGUCGGGUGCGCGACGCUCAGGGUCCAGCAGGCCGACGAGUCCACGGCGGAGGCGCUGGGCGUCGCCCACAACACCUCGUAUUUGGAGGUGUCGAACGUCGCGGUGCUGGGGCGGUGGCGGCGGCGCGGCAUCGCGAAGGACAUCAUGCGGAGGGUCGAGUUCGAGGGCGCCGAGGCCCUGCGACGCCUCGUCGACGGCGGCAUCGACACGCCCAGGAUGCUGGUGCUGGCAGUGGAGCGCACGAGCGUGGCGCGGGGGCUGUACGAGAGCUGUGGGUGGCGGGAGGCCACAGGGUACGUCGACGGGGAGUGGGAGGAGGACGCGGCGCGCGGGAGGCUGCCGACGCGCGCGCGCAGGGUGCUCUACACGCUCGACCUCGAGGCCAGCGCCGAGCCCAACAACUGA
Molecule: messenger RNA, 912 nt
Organism: Pedinophyceae sp. YPF-701
Lineage: Eukaryota; Viridiplantae; Chlorophyta; Pedinophyceae
Source: the annotation of a GenBank genome assembly